AUGGCAAGUCUCACUGAUGAUGCCGACUACGAUGCCGGCGAAACGUCUGAGAAUGUAUCAAGUCCACAGGAUGGCAAAACUCACGGGACUGGCUUCACUUGUCUCUUUGACGAGUUCGUAGCUUGGUGCGGCGAAUGGCAAAACUCACUGAUGUGUCGAGAGAUUGACUUCACUUGUCUCUUUGACGAGUUCGUAUCUUGGUGCGGAGAAUGGCAAGAUGAUGAUGCCGACUACGAUGCCGGCGAAACGUUUGAGAAUGUAUCAAGUCCA
Protopolystoma xenopodis is the source of this 270-nucleotide messenger RNA. The record is from the annotation of a GenBank genome assembly. Lineage: Eukaryota; Metazoa; Platyhelminthes; Monogenea; Polystomatidea; Polystomatidae.